Molecule: messenger RNA, 1554 nt
Organism: Cornus florida
Lineage: Eukaryota; Viridiplantae; Streptophyta; Magnoliopsida; Cornales; Cornaceae
Exons: 9
Coding region: 1-1554 (517 amino acids)
Biological process (GO): proteolysis
Molecular function (GO): serine-type exopeptidase activity; dipeptidyl-peptidase activity
Source: RefSeq, a predicted model, not a curated record
AUGUCGACUUUGCUUACACUUUUAUAUCCGUGGGUUUCUUUGCUUUCCAUCAUCUUAUCAACCAUUACCAUUAAUAUUGUGUCUACAACACCAACAUAUAAUAACAAUAUACCAAGGCUCAGUGCAUUCCUACGAGACUCCAAAACAGAACCACAAACACUCUCACAAGACUUCCAAAUCUUUUUUUUCAACCAAACACUUGAUCACUUCAAUUACGGGCCUGAAAGCUAUGCCAUUUUCAAACAAAAAUAUGUGAUCAAUUCUAAAUACUGGGGUGGUCCGAAUGUGUUCUCGCCAAUCUUCGUUUAUUUCGGUGCCGAGUCUCCAUUGGAUGAUGGUCAGAUCACAUAUAGUGCUGGAAUUAUUAAUGAUAAUGCCGCUCAUUUUAAAGCUCUCUUAAUCUAUAUAGAGCAUCGGUACUAUGGAGAAUCAAUUCCAUUCGGAACAUUUGAUGAAGUCAUGAAUAGUGUUACUAUUCGCGGUUAUUUCAACUCAGCCCAAGCAUUAGCAGAUUAUGCAGAAAUAAUCGUGUACGUUAAGGAAGAAUUUGCCGCUCAAGAAUCUCCUGUCAUUGUCUUUGGAGGAUCCUAUGGAGGAAUGCUUGCAUCAUGGUUUCGGCUGAAAUAUCCCCACAUUGCCCUUGGAGCUCUAGCCUCAUCAGCCCCUAUCCUUAACUUUGAUGGCAUUAGUCCAGAAAACACGUUUCCUGUGGGUGUCACAAAAGAUUUCAAGGAAGCCAGUGAAUCUUGCUACCAGGCUAUACGAAAUUCAUGGUUUGAAAUUGAUAACGUCGCUUCUCAGCAGAAUGGUCUUUCAAUCCUGAGUCAGAGAUUCAAGACUUGCUCGCCCUUGGGAUAUUCGUAUGAGCUCAAGAACUACUUGGAAGAUAUGUAUAGUAAAGCAGCUCAAUAUGAUGGGCCACCAACAUAUCCAGUUACUCAAAUCUGUAGUGGCAUUGAUGGAGCACCUGAAGGAACUGAUAUUCUUGGCCGGAUAUUUGCUGGCGUUAUUGCUCGUAUAGGGAAUACAACAUGCUAUAUUAAUGACAUUGGAAACCCUACUUCUCAAACAAGCGGUGAUACCAAUGGUCCACAAACUACUGAUGAAACAGGUGUGGGGUGGGGAUGGCAAGUAUGUAGUGAGAUGGUGACACCAAUGGGUCAGGGUAGCGACGACACUAUGUUCCAACCAAGACCCUUCAAUGCAACUAACUUCAUCAACGACUGCAAGAGCAAGUAUGGCGUCACACCAAGACCUCAUUGGGUCACAACCUAUUAUGGAGGCCAUGAUAUAAAACUGGUUCUCCAAAGGUUUGCUAGUAACAUCAUUUUCUCCAAUGGACUCAGAGAUCCUUUUAGUGGUGCCGGGAUUUUGGAGGACAUAUCAGACACUAUUCUCGCCAUCUAUACAGCUGAAGGAUCUCAUUGUUUAGACAUGGUUCUAGCACAGCAAAGUGAUCCAUAUUGGUUGGUGAAUCAACGGCAGAUAGAAAUCCAGACCAUUGAAGGAUGGAUCAGAAAGUAUGUAGCUGAUGUUAAUGCAUUCAGAAAGUAG